GGGGCACAAUGGUGAAGAAACUUACCUGUAGUUUGAGAUAGAUUUAGGAGGGAGAAAGCAUAGCAUUUCAUAUAUAUCCAAGGGAGAGCAUGGGUUAAAACAAGUUGAGGAAAACAGAUUUAGGGUGAGAUGUGGUUGGUGUGUUUCCAACUAACUAGGAACUUUUAACAGUUCUAAAGUCUAGAUGUCUGUGUCCCUAUUGCAGAGGUAGCAGUGAGUCUCAGUGACCCAGGUUUGACUCACAGUGGGCCCCCACUCACUACGGAGUAUUGAGCAAGUCCCUGGUUGCCUGUGGGCCUCAGUUAUUCAUCUGGGCAAUGGGAAUUGGGAGGUAUGUCAGUUAGCUAUUGCCUUGUAACAGACCAACCCACAAAUUAGUGAUUCAAGCAAGUGGUUUGUUAUUCUCUGAGUUUGUUGAUCAACUGGUGAUUCUGCUGAGCUGGGCGUGGCUAGGCUUACUCAGGUAUCUACAGACAGGUGGGUCUGUUCAUCUUGGCUGGCCUCUUACCUGCGUAAGGGCCUGAACAGGGACAGCUGGGCUGAGCAGGUUCUACCCCUCAUGGCCUUAUCCUCUGGAAGGCUAGCAUGGACUUCUCAUGGCAGCGUCAGGGUUCCAGGAGCGAGUGAAGACAAUUUUCUUGCAGCUUAGGCUCAGAACUAGCACAACAUUCCUUGCACUGUGUUCUGUUCGUUAAAACAAGUCACAAAGGUUAGCCCAGAUUUACAGGGGUGAGGAAAUACUCUAUAUAUAUAGAGUAUUUCUAUAUACUUUCAUCUGAAAGGAGGAGCUGCGACGUUAUUUUGCAAAGAGCAAAGAUAUAGAAAGAGGUGAAGUUUUGGGAUCAUUUAUGUAAUCAACUUAUCUUGCAUGGGUGACAAACUCUCCCCUAACCCAUUUAACAAUGACUUACACAAAUGGAGAGAUGUGUUAUUUCAUGGAUGAGAAGACAAUUACGUAGAUGUGAAUUCUCCACAAAUGAAUUUUUGGAUUAAAAGCAAUGCCAAAUAAAAACAAACAAAACUCUCUAACCUUAAGGAGAGUGUAAGGGUAGUUGGGGGCCUCUGAGGUGGUAGGGGGCUCAGACAACUGAGGUCAAAGACCUGUAAGUGCUUUAAAAAUUAUAAAGUUCCCCAUAGAUAGUGCUUCUGAGUGUGGUGUCCUACCUCAUCUGUGGGACUGAGUUCCUUGAAGCAAGGCUGUGCCCCGCUCUUGCCCUCCGCUUCUGUGCUGAAGAAAUGCUCACAGAAAUGAAAGGAAAUGAAACAAGAAGUUACUGGUAACAGGAGCACUCUCUCUGUUCUCCCCAGAACAGACUUCAAACUCUUCGGAAUCUGAGCAGCUUCCUUCCCUUCUGCAAGCUUUCCUCCCCAUCCUUUUAGCCUCGACCCCACCUCCAACUGAACUUGGCAAGGUAUUUACCUGUCUUCCCACUUGACCCCUGAGGACACAUAAGGAUGGCUUGCUCAAGGUCGCCAACUAGUGGGGGAGGACCCUGAUCCUGCUCAGGAAAUCAGGGCCUGCUUGAGUGACUGCAGGUGAAAGUAACCCUCCCUUACAUGCCCCACCAGAGUGCAGGUACAUGCUGUCCUGGCUCCUGGAAUCGUGUGGUGGUGACUUAUUCACAGAUGCUUUUCUGAUAACACAGGUGGAGACCUGGAAGCCCAGCCCCACUGGAUCCUCACAUCCACCUGCUCUUCCAUUCCAGUCUCUGCCUCCAGCUUUCCUCUCCCAACCCUCCUCUAUAUUGCCUUCCCAAAACCUUGCAGCACAUCUCUGGAUUGCAUCACAUGUCUGCUUAAAAUAAUAAUGAGUUAACAUUUAUUGAGCCCUUACAGUGGGCCAGGUGCUGUUCUGAGCUCUUCCUUUGAAUUAACUCAUUUAAUUUUAACAAUUCUAUGAAGCUGUCGCUACUAUUAACCCCUAUUUUGCAGAUAAGGAAACCGAGGCACGAGAUUGCAGUGACUUACUGAAGGUUACAGAGUAAGUGGCAAAGUUAGGAUUUCAACUCAGGUGUUCUGGUUCCCAAGCUUGGGCUUCUCAGACCAGAAAACCCCUCUCUGUAGGUCUCUAUUCUGAUAAUAAAGAAUAAUCGUAUGAUGAUUAACAUGCAUGGACUGCUUACUAUAGGCUAGGCCCUGUUUUGGCUGUAUUUCAUGUAUUAACUCGUUUGAUUCUUACAAUAGUACUAGAGAAUUGGGAGGUACUAUAAAUCCUCACUUUACAGGUAAGGAAACUGGGGCCCAGUCACACAGCAAGGAUGGGUUACAGACACUCCAGCUCCAGAGGCUUCCCCAAGGGUCCAGCAUCCAAGGCUCUUCCGAUUCAUGCUGCAUGAUCUCUGCAUUUCCACGAAAGCAUGUCUUUUGUUUCUUGGUCCAUGCAUGUUUUUCCUUCUCAACAGACCUUGAACUCCACAGGCUAGAUUUGAGAUCAGGUACCUCCUUCAGUGUCCCCAACUCACAGCAAGAACCUCACAGACUCCUAUUAAUCUUGUGAGGUAGGCAUUUCCCUUUUUGAAGAAAAGGCCCAGAUUCCCUUUUAGAAGAAAAGGCCCAGAUUCAGAGAGGUAAAGAUGGAACUGGAUGGACAGCAGUGUUUUGGCAGACAGCGCUUUCCAGCUGCCAAACUUUGCUGCAUCCCAUCCCACAGAGCCUCAUUUCCAAGAGCAGUGGUGGUAGUAAUUCUUGACAGUUAAGAGCAAUGGCUUAGGAUUAGACCUGAGUUUAAAUACCCACUCAGCCACCUGUGUGACCCAUAGAAUUAAUUUAACCUCUUUUGUCCUCAGUUGCCUCAUCUGUAUAUGAGAAUAAUGAAAAUGCUUUCCUCAUAGGUCUGUUGGGAGGACAAAUGAGAUAAAGCAUAUAAAAUCCUGUGAGAAAGGCCUAGAUGGGAGAAGUAUUGUGUGUGUGUAUAUAUAAUCCCCCCACCCUCCCUAACGAAGGGUGUCAGGUCCCCAGACAGAAGCAGUUCUUACUACUUCAUGGGUGUGAAAUCCAGGAGGGCCCAGGACUGGAAAAGGGUGACACUAGGAAGGCCAGUCCGCGGGAGUGGCUGAGCAAAAGGACAAGUGAUGAGGGGUUUGGUCAUGCAGAAGAGCCCAGGGCAAGAGACACAUGGUCCCUGGGGUGAGGAAGGGGGAGGGGGCAUCAGGUGCGCUCCCGGAGAACUUCCUGCGCUCCGGAAGCCUUGCUCAGGGGAGUGGUGGGCGCCCUGCUGUGCACCGCCCAACGCAAGGUUCUCCAGGAAAGAUCCUGCUAAACUGUUUGCGGGGAUUAAUCAGGUCCGCGGGCCCAAUCUGUCCGUCGCUGCUCCCGGUCCUCUUGACCAGCCUUUCAUUCAGGGAGCUCUAGCUGGGCCGCAUCUUCCUGAGUCGGAGCUCUACGAUGCUGGGGCGGAGGCUGGAACAGACCGCGGAGCCUAACCGCUGCUAGGCUCGAGCUUCCGAGGGCGCCCACGAGAAGUGGGUUCUCUGCCGGAUCCUCCUGCUUCGCCAGGCCCAGUGUUUGAGGACUUAGGAAGCUGCCCCAUCCGAGCCGCUGCACUUGACCUUGACCGUUGUGCGCCGCCAGCCUCGGGCCGGCUGCCAGGCAACGGCGCUCUCCCCAGGACCGCCCUCCUCCCUCCCCUCCGGCGCAGUUGGGCGCUGGAUCCCCGGCUGAUCCAGGCCGGGUUUUGCGGCAGAGUCCGCGGGUGCUGAUUCCUCAUCUGUUGCCCUCGGCGGCGGGCGGCGGCGGCGGCGGGAGACCAUGGUGCUGGACGAACUGUGGGCUGCGCUCUCCGGCGUCUCUGGGGCUGCCCUGGCCUGCUGCUUCGUGGCGGCGGCCUUGGCCCUGCGCUGGUCCACUUGCCGGCCGGCGCGGGGCGCGGCGGCCCGGGUGCGACAGAGGCAGCAAGCGACCCUGAAGACCAUGGACCAGGCGGCGCAGCGCUUCCGGCUUCAGAACCCUGACCUGGACCCGGAGGCGCUGCUGGUCCUGCCCCUGCCUCAGCUGGUACAGAAGUUACAGAGUGGGGAGCUGUCUCCGGAGGCUGCGCUCUUCACCUACUUGGAAAAGGCCUGUGAAGUGAACAAAGGGACUAACUGUGUAACCACCUACCUGGCGGACUGUGAGACUCAGCUGUGCCAGGCCCCAAAGCAGGGCCUGCUCUAUGGUGUUCCUGUGAGCCUCAAGGAGUGCUUCACUUACAAGGGCCAUGACUCAACAUUGGGCUUGAGCCUGAACGAGGGGGUGCCAGCAGAGUGUGACAGCGUGGUGGUACAGGUGCUGAAGCAGCAGGGCGCUGUGCCCUUUGUGCACACCAACAUCCCCCAGUCCAUGUUCAGCUAUGACUGCAGUAACCCCCUCUUUGGCCAGACCAUGAACCCAUGGAAGUCUUCCAAGAGCCCAGGUGGCUCCUCAGGGGGUGAGGGGGCCCUCAUUGCUGCUGGAGGAUCCCCACUGGGCUUAGGCACUGAUAUCGGAGGCAGCAUCCGCUUUCCGUCCGCCUUCUGUGGCAUCUGUGGCCUCAAAACCACUGGGAACCGCCUCAGCAAGAGUGGCCUGAAGGGCUGUGUCUAUGGACAGGUAGCAGUACAGCUCGCAAUCGGCCCCAUGGCCCGGGAUGUGGAAAGCCUGGCGCUGUGCCUGCGAGCGCUGCUGUGUGAGGACAUGUUCCGCUUGGACCCCACCGUGCCCCCCCUGCCCUUCAAGGAGGAGGUCUACACAAGCUCUCGGCCCCUGCGUGUGGGGUAUUAUGAGACUGACAACUAUACCAUGCCCACCCCAGCCAUGAAGCGGGCCCUGCUGGAGACCAAGAAAAGCCUCGAGGCUGCUGGCCACAUGCUGGUUCCAUUCCUGCCAGGCAACAUACCCCACGCUCUGGAGACCCUGUCGACAGGUGGGCUGUUCAGUGAUGGCGGCAGUAGCUUCCUACAGAACUUCAAAGGUGAUUUCGUGGACCCCUGCCUGGGGGACCUGAUCUCAAUUCUGAGGCUGCCUGGGUGGCUCAAAGGACUGCUGGCGUUCAUGCUGAAGCCUCUGCAACCAAGGUUGGCAGCUUUUCUCCACAACAUGAAGUCUCGGUCGGCUGGAAAGCUCUGGGAACUGCAGCACGAGAUUGAGGUGUACCGUCAGUCUGUGAUUGCCCAGUGGAGAGCACUGGACCUGGAUGUGCUGCUCACCCCCAUGUUGGGCCCUGCUCUGGAUCUGAAUGCCCCAGGCAAGGCCACAGGAGCUGUCAGCUACACUCUGCUCUACAACUGCCUGGACUUCCCUGCUGGGGUGGUGCCUGUCACCACGGUGACCACUGAGGACGAAGCCCAGAUGGAGCAUUAUAAGGGCUACUUCGGGGAUCUCUGGGACAAGGUGCUGCAGAAGGCCAUGACGAAGAGCGUGGGGCUGCCUGUGGCCGUGCAGUGCGUGGCUCUGCCCUGGCAGGAAGAGUUGUGUCUGCGGCUCAUGCGGGAGGUGGAGCGAGUGAUGACCUCUGAAAGGCAGCGAUCCUGACUGCUGCCCGCCCACCCUCCUGCCCAUCUGGUUCCAGAGGACCUGAGACCCAUUGGAUCUACACCUAGAGUAGUCAGGGCACGGCUGCCACCCUGUGAGGAAGUGUUCAGCCUGGGGCAGAGGCUCCCAAGUCUCUCCUCUCGCCCCUACAAGAAGCCCAGACCCUCUGAGUCCGGACCCUACUCCCUGCUCUGGCCACCCUCUGCCCUGACCCCUCCAUGUAGCAACCAGUGGGCAUAACAUGGGCAGAGACCCACUAACAGUCAAGAA
Molecule: messenger RNA, 5757 nt
Organism: Camelus dromedarius (Arabian camel)
Lineage: Eukaryota; Metazoa; Chordata; Mammalia; Artiodactyla; Camelidae
Product: fatty-acid amide hydrolase 1
Exons: 15
Coding region: 3748-5487 (579 amino acids)
Biological process (GO): fatty acid catabolic process
Molecular function (GO): amidase activity; fatty acid amide hydrolase activity
Source: RefSeq, a predicted model, not a curated record